This is a messenger RNA of Gilbertella persicaria, 981 nucleotides long. RefSeq lists its product as uncharacterized. NCBI's taxonomy places the organism in Eukaryota, Fungi, Mucoromycota, Mucoromycetes, Mucorales, Choanephoraceae. The coding region runs from base 1 to 981 and encodes 326 amino acids. The transcript has 3 exons. The record is from RefSeq and is a predicted model, not a curated record. Gene Ontology annotation, cellular component: membrane.
AUGAGUCAGCGACCACUACCAAAUGAUGCUACGCCUUUGCUCAACAGGGAUUCAGCAAGACAAGAACAUGAUAAAAAAAGAGAAAUCAUAGGCUUACUUUAUAUGACUCUUUCUGCUCUUGGAUUCUCUACCAUGUCAUUGUUUGUCAAAUUGAGUGGAACAAGUUUUCCUUCAUUUGAGAUUGUGUUUGCUAGAGCAGUCAUUCAAACCUUAUUCGGUAUACUAGGUUGUGCUUUACUCAAAGUGAAUCCUUUGGGUAAAGCGAGUGUUCGUCGUUGGUUAUUACUGCGUGGAUUAGCAGGCACUAUUGGUCUUUGCCUGUUUUUCUAUAGUAUCACUCAAUUACCCUUGGCUGAUGCAACGGUUGUGUUCUUUUUAGGUCCUGCAUUCACUGCUAUUUUAGCUUCUGUGGUAUUAGGUGAAGCAUUCAGUGUGUUUGAUGGUCUAUGUUCAAUUGCCUGUAUGGUGGGUGUUGUCCUUGUCUCCAAACCUCAGUUUUUAUUUGGUGGUGAACAAGACCAUGCUAUUCCUGAAUGGAGACGACUGUUUGCAGUCUUUUGUGCUUUGUUAGGUGCUGUGAUGUCUGCUGUUGCUUAUGUCACUGUACGUAAGAUUGGUAGAGGUGCUCAUUUUUUGGUCCAUGUUGUCUAUUUUGGUUUAGUGAGUGGUAUAGUAAGUCCUGUAGGUAUGUUUCUGUUUCAAACCCCUAAGAUGCCUCAAGGUUGGUAUGAAUAUGCCAUUCUAUUGCUGGUUGGACUUACUGCCUUUGUUGGUCAAUGCUUUUUAAACCAAGGAUUACAAAUGGCUCCUGCUGGCCCAGGUACAUUGAUGCGUAUGAAUGAUGUCGUGUUUGCCUUCUUGUUUGGUAUCUUUAUUUUACAUGAAUAUCCUGAUGCUUAUAGUAUCUCUGGUGCAGCCAUCAUUGUCUGUAUGACAUCUGCUAUGGGUAUUCAUAAAAUCUAUUCACAUUCAAACAAAUAA